UAGGGUUUAUGGAGCCUGAUGAGAUCAGUGUGGUGCUCCAACGCGCCUCGGAUCUCCACACGCGGAUCAACGAUGCCAUCGAGCGCGCGCUCAAAUCGGAGUUCCUCCUCACUGCUGGUAAGGCGCGAGAUUCCUCUGUUAGCAGCGCUGCUCGAGAUCGAGGCGAGGAGGAGGAGGAGGAGCAAGGGUCAAAUGUAGGUCUUCUCGGAGAGCCGAAUGCCGAGGCGAAGAGCCUGGGCGCUAUUCGCGAUGCGCUCGAGGCCUUGGAAGAACAGCUCGAGUGUCUCCAGGCUCUCCAGCAGCAGCAAAGGAUGGAUCGAGACACAGCGCUCGCGGAGCUGGAGGAGAGCCGAUUGAUUCUUCUCAGCCGGCUAAGAAGCCACCAUGGCAAGGAAUGGGAGAUCAUCCACGAAGCUCUGGCGUUCGCUGGAGAGCCCGUGGGGAUCGAGCAAGAGAAGUCUCCAGCGCGGAUCACGCAGGCUGGAGAGCCGAUUAGAAUCGAAGAACAGCACGGCGAUCGAGGAGAGAUCCACAAGACGUUCAUGGCGAACUUUCUCGGGAUCCCGAUCAAGCUGGGCUUGGACCUGCGAAGAUUUGCUGGCCGGCUCUUCGGCCCCGGGGUUGGAGUCACCUCUCGAGCGGCGAUGGUGAUGGCGGGUGUUCUUACCACGAUCAUCCUCUUCUCGGAGAUUGGAUCCAGGCACGAGAGAAGGAGGAGCUCGAGCGAGGCUACCACUGCUCCUCCAGUGAUCCCGACGCCAUCGCUGGCGAUUCCUCCGAGAGCUCCAGCGAUGGAGGAGCGAUGCCCUCCAGGCAAAGUGAUGAUCUUCGUGGAUGGGGUCUCCAAAUGCGUCGUCAAGGAGCGCAUCGAGAUCCCAUUUCGCGGUGAAGUGAGCUCGCCGGAUGUGCUCUACGGGCGUGGCUAGAUGAAACAGGGAUCCAUCCAGUCAACGGUGGUAAAACAUUGGCCAAUGAUAGUCAAACACAUAUAUAUUCAAGUAAAACGUUCACGA
This is a messenger RNA of Selaginella moellendorffii, 1013 nucleotides long. Its product is annotated as plastid division protein PDV2-like. The record is from RefSeq and is a predicted model, not a curated record. The coding region runs from base 9 to 926 and encodes 305 amino acids. NCBI's taxonomy places the organism in Eukaryota, Viridiplantae, Streptophyta, Lycopodiopsida, Selaginellales, Selaginellaceae. Gene Ontology annotation, biological process: chloroplast fission. The transcript is spliced from 2 exons.